UUGUGAUUUCGUACGACUAUCCGAGUAAGAUCCAUUCUGCCGAUGUUUCAAAAGCGUUUGUAAUUUAGUCUUUCGGACAAAUCAAGUUGGUACUUCAUCCAAAUAUUGUGGUCGAGGGUUUUAGGAUCAUCAGCACAACAUAAAGAACAGAGCAGAGUUGUUGGAAUCCGUGAAAAGGUUACCAAGGGUUCAGUUUCCGAUACAGCUACGUGAACAACAAAAUGAUGGAGGACAGCUUAGAUGUCACAGUAGACAACUCUUAUGACAGUGAAGAGCAGGAAGAUGAUGAUGAUGAUUUUAAACAUGCCAAACUUCUGGAUGCCAUUUCAUCCCUGGAUGGCAAGAAAAAAUCUUCAGCUUCUCAAAGGACUGUGCUGGCCAAUCAGAUAUCAGAGUUCAAUUUCUCCUCCACAAAAGACCAGGGUAAAGUGAAACUUCAUGAACUAGUUGGGACUCUACGGGACACCACCAGUCAUGGUACUCUGAAGAAACAACUCCGAGCUGUCCAGAAAAGGGCAAAGGUUGUGGCUACACCCCUCCCCAGGCUUGAGCAGGAGAGAAUUCAGAGAGGAUUAGCAUACGAGACAACAUCAAAGGAGAUUUCUAAGUGGGACCCAGUGGUGGACAAGAACAGGAAGGCAGAACAGCUGAAGUUCCCACUUCAACAGCCAGACUUGAAAGUCGUGACAAGAACUGAUGAAUUUGUGAAGAGGUUCCAGGCAAGGACACCACUGGAGAAGGAGGUAGCCGCUCUGUUACACGGCAGUGACAGUGUCCUGGAGAACACUCAGGUCUUGACAGCUGCCGAACAGAGAGCCCUGGAUGCCAUGAGUCUGGAAGAGGCUAAAAUGCGGCGAGCUGAACUUCAGAAAUAUAGAGCACUCUUGUCAUAUAAAGAGGCCAAGGCAAGAUGGCAGAAAAAGAUCAAGAGUAAAAGCUACCAUAAACACUUGAGGAAGUCAAAACAGAAAGAAGAGUUGAAGGCAAUAGAGGAACUGCAGAAAAAUGACCCAAUGGCUUAUGUGGAGAAAAUGAAACAGCUGGAGAAAGACAGAAUUGAGGAACGAAUGAACCUGAAGCACAGAGGGGGCAGCAAGUUCCUACAAAGACAGAAAAUGUACUCCAAAUAUCAGGACCAGGCACGACAGGCGGUUCAAGACAUGUACCAAAAAAGCAGAGAACUGACUCAGAAAACUGCUGUGGAGAGUGAUAGUGAUGAGAGUGUAGCUAGCAUGAAGAGUGCAGAUGAACUCCACCUGGUGGAAGAUACAAAGGGGAGUAACCCAUGGAUGUCAGUCAAUACAGGAAAGAAAAUAAGAAUCAAGACUUGGGAUGAUUCUGUAGAAGAUUUAGUCGAGGACAAGACAGUUAAAGAUCUUCAUGAAGAUUCCCAUGGUAGGCUGAUGGAAACACCUAAAAGUGAUGUUGAGAAGGCUGAAGAAGAUGGUGAAAGCCGUGCUGAAUCUUUGAAAGAAGAGGAACAUAACCUUGAAAGAAAACAGAAGAGUAAUUCAUCAAGAAAGAAAAACCAGAAUGUUUCACAGAAAGAUGAUACAGACGGGAAAUCUGAUAAUGCUUCCUCUGGCAUGAAAGAGACUGUUUUGAAAAAGGGAAAUAACUCCAUAGACAGCAAGUUAGACAUUGAUGAACUGUUCGAACAGUUAGACAAAAAUGCAGAAAAGUCUGUGAAACGGGCUAAGAAAAAGAAGCUAAAGAAGAGAGAGAAGCCUUUGCUUGAAAGUCAACCAGGUAAGGAUGGAAAUGAAGAAGAGGAAACUGUUAUACAGGAAUCGUUACAGAAGAAAUCAAAGUUUGAGGACUUUGAUGUUGCUGAUGAAGAUGAUGAUGAAGAGACACACCCUGUCAAAAAAACAACACCAGUGCAAAAAGAAGAAAGACCGAAAGCCAAAAAACAUACAGCGGAGAUUUAUGUAGACCCCAAGAAAUUAUUUACUCUCGAAACCAAAGUCCAGUUUGCUUCUCUUCCUGACAUUGUGGUUAAUGAUGACGAGGAUAUUGCUGAAGACGAACAGAGGAUGACGAUCGCUGAGGCAUUUGCUGAUGAUGAUGUGAUAGAGGAGUUUGCCCGUGAGAAGGAGAGGUCAGGGCAACGCCAGAAAGCAAAGGACAUUGACCUGACCUUACCUGGCUGGGGACAGUGGGGCGGCACAGGUGUUCAGGUUAAUAAGAAGAGAAGGAAAAGAUUCCUCAUCAAAGCGCCACAAGGCCCUCCGAGGAAAGAUCGGAAACUGGGAAAUGUCAUCAUCAGCGAACAGAAAGAUGAGGCCAUAGCUAAACAUCAGGUAAGCCACCUGCCAUUCCCAUAUACCAAUGUUCAGCAGUUUGAGAGAAGUAUUCGAGCUCCUGUUGGCAAAACAUGGAACCCGGAGACAGCGUUCAAGAAGAUGACUAAGCCAAAAGUUGUGACCAGACUUGGAACUGUCAUUAAACCCAUGGACAAAAGUGAAAUGUUCCGCAUCAUAAAAGAAAGCAGACAUAACAUUUUCAAAUGA
This is a messenger RNA of Liolophura sinensis, 2513 nucleotides long. RefSeq names its product U3 small nucleolar RNA-associated protein 14 homolog A-like. Gene Ontology annotation, cellular component: small-subunit processome; nucleolus. Gene Ontology annotation, biological process: rRNA processing. The record is from RefSeq and is a predicted model, not a curated record. Lineage: Eukaryota; Metazoa; Mollusca; Polyplacophora; Chitonida; Chitonidae.